This is a messenger RNA of Triticum turgidum subsp. durum (durum wheat), 1053 nucleotides long. NCBI's taxonomy places the organism in Eukaryota, Viridiplantae, Streptophyta, Magnoliopsida, Poales, Poaceae. The record is from the annotation of a GenBank genome assembly.
AUGCUAUCGUCACCGCCGCCGGCGGCGGCGGCACCACGAAGCCGUCGAUCCAAGAAAAAGACACGGACGUACCACGUGUCGGUGUUCUGGUUCACGCCGGUCCCGCUGCCAGAGAGGGACUGGGCGGAGCUGCACCCGGACCUGAUCUCCUGCAUCCUCCACAAGCUGGACCAGGCCGAGCUCCUGCUCGGCGGCGUGGCGGGCGUGUGCCGCUCCUGGCGGCGGGCCGCCCGGGAAGAGCCGGAGUUGUGGCGCUGCAUCGACCUGCGCGGCGGCCUGUGGUUCGUACCGCCGUUCCACCCCAAGUUCAGCCUCGAGGCCAUGGUGCGGGCCGCCCUGCGGCUUAGCCAGGGCCAGUGCGAGGCCUUCCUGACCAACCUCGCCGACGACGAUAUCCUCCUCUUGCUCGCCAAGCAGGCACCUGCACUAAAGUGCCUCCAUCUCCAUAGGUGCUAUGUCUCCGAUGAAGGAUUUGCGGCGGUGAUUAAGAUGUUACCUCUACUUGAGGAGCUCGAGAUUUCGAAAUGUCCGCAAAUAUAUAGUAGGGAGGUAUAUGAACUUGUCGCUACAGCAUGCCCACUGCUAAAGCACUUCAGACAUGUCUCGGGAAAGAACUGCCAUGCUGGUUAUGCGAUAACAUUUGCGGCUCCAAGGAUGCGCAAACUACGUUCCUUGGAUGUUGUCGGUUGCACCUUCGGUAGGGAAGUUCUGCUAUCUAUCCUAGACAAUUGCCAUGACCUAGAGUACCUUAACAUGUCAGUGUGCGACCCUAUUGCCAUUGAUAACCCACCAGAAAAUCUUGCCUGGAUGAGCAUGGAUGACCUUUAUUGGUACUGGAGCAACUAUUACGAUGACUAUACUGGUUGUAACUGCUGCCAUCCCUACAAGCCCAGAUGUAACUACUGUCGUACCUGGUCAUAUCCGCAUUACCAAGACGAUCCCUAUUAUGAUUACUGCUACUACCUUGGUGACGGUGAUGAUGUUAAUGAUGCCAAUCUCGAAGAAUAUGAGAAUAUCCUUGACAUCAAGAGCAUGCGUAGGUACUUAAGCUAA